AAAAUUUAAUCAACGAGUCAAGUGAAUGGUGUUGUUGAGCUUCCCGAGCGAGCUGCCUUCCACGACAAGUGCAAGUGGGGAGUGUGUGAGUGAGUGGAGCUCCAGGGGCAAAAAGCAAGGAACCGAGGAGCCAACACCGACCCCUUUCCCCAACCCCAAAUCCACUCCACUACUCCACUGUAAAUCUAUCCAUCUGGAUUCUGAGAUUGGGAGGAAGGAAUUUGAAGAAGCACUUCUUCCGAGCUUAGUUUUCUAUCGCCACGAGCUGGAGAAGAAGAAGAAGAAGAUAGGGCGAGAGCUCAGCGAAUUCGGAAGCCAAGUGCGCUAAGCAGAGCAACAACAAUGGUGCUGCCGCCGCUCCUCAUCCUCCUCCUGCUCCUGCCCUCCGCCGCAGUCGCGAGCAACAGCAAGGUCCGACACUCGUCCUUCGCCCUUGACUUCUUCCCCGGCGACGGCGCCCUCGCGCAGCUCGCCCUCACCGGCGGCGCCAACGCCACCUCCGCCGGCGCCAUCUCCAUGGCCUCGCCGCACGCGCGGGUCCAGUACCACAAGCCCAUCCUGCUCGCCAAAGCUGCCGGCUUCUCCACCUACUUCUCCUUCUCCCUCCAAAACCCCAUCCCCAAAUCCAAAUCCAAACCCCUCGCAGCAGGUUCCCUCAAAUUCUUCCUCGCCCCAGCAGUUUCCGCACCCACCGACGCCCUAGCCGUCGUCUUCUCCGUCGCCGACGUCGACCCCAGCCACGUCCGGGUCCAGAUCGACCUCCCCGGCGUCAACACGGCCGUCGUCCAGGCCCGGUUCUCUCUGCCCGUGUCCCGCGCCCAAAAGCUGCAUUCUUGGAUAGACUACAACGCCACCUCCGCCGCGCUCCAGGUCCGCCUCUCGUCCUCGCGCGUCCCCAAGCCGCCGCACCCGCUGCUCUCCCACCCGCUCCAUCUCCGUCCCCAAUCCAGCACCCGGAUGCUCGCCGGAUUCGCCUCCUCCCACGCAAACUGCAGCCUCUUCAGCUGGGCAUUCAAGGCCAGCUCCGGGCCCCCCUACCUCAUGCACUCCCUGCCCCUGGAUCCCACCGGCGGCAGCAUACUGCUCACCACGCCGCCGCUGCCGCACUACCAGCCCCCGCUGCCCUACCGCUACCACUGGCCGUCGCUGCUGCUCGCCGCGGCCUGCGGCGCCAUGCUCACCUUCUUCGUACUGUUCGUUUGGUACUCAGUGGCCACACGACGCCCCAUCGGCGUCACGCCCGUCGAGUACCCCAUGCACCCGUCCUCCUCCGACAUUGUCUACGAGAAGAUCGUGCUCGUCGGAGCCAAGGACCACCCUGCCAAUGCCGCCGCACCCGGUAACAAGUAGCCCGCCGCCAUGCUUAGAUUGUAUUGCAAGUGUGCUUGCUUCAUCAUCCUGUAAGUAGCGAAUUGUUUGCUUGGUACUCCAGUGUGUGCGGUGGAGACUGCAGAUUUUGCGGGCAAAGCGAACAACGCGAAUUCUGCACUUUCCACCGGGAUUAGAAUUCGGAUUUCUAUGUUGUAACUCAUCAUGUCAUCCACCACUGCUACUCUUUCAUACUCUUCUCCUUGUGAUGCUUAAUUAAUUAGUGAUGUGCUAGUAGUGUUCGAAUUCUCAUAUCUAAUGGAUCAUCUUAACUUGUUUUCUGGUGAA
Messenger RNA from Brachypodium distachyon (stiff brome), 1656 nucleotides. RefSeq names its product L-type lectin-domain containing receptor kinase I.9. The transcript has a single exon. NCBI's taxonomy places the organism in Eukaryota, Viridiplantae, Streptophyta, Magnoliopsida, Poales, Poaceae. Bases 343 to 1350 code for a protein of 335 amino acids. Gene Ontology annotation, molecular function: carbohydrate binding. The record is from RefSeq and is a predicted model, not a curated record.